AUUCACUCCCGAGCUCGGGAAAGCAAGAGCUGAAGAGCAAGAGAGUGAGACAGAGAGAGGAUCCUCCCUUUACCCCACACUCUUGCACACACACACCACACACACACGCAACAAAGCGGAGCGCGACGACAACUUAUUACAGCAAUUACUUUACUCUACCUGCAUAACUACCAUCAAAAUGGAUGCAAUCCAGGCGGAAUUCGACCGGCUGAACAAUAAGUCUAACCUGUCGAAGGCAGUCACCGAUAUCGAUAAGUGCAUCGCGCUUCUCGAAAAUGCGCGGAACCAGAUUGCCCAAGAACCGUCUUCACGUGGAAUGACGUUGGCACGGCUACAACAAUCUGUGAAUUCGCAGCUUGAGAAGGUCGGCGGCGAUCAUAAGGAAGUCUACACGGCCCUGAACCGGUACGGGAAAGCUCUCGAUAAAAAAUUCAAAGCGGCAUCUGCAUUCUCCUCGUCCGACUAUGAUGCGCUAUCGAACGAAGGCCACUUGAUUAAUCGGGCGAUCGCAAUGCACCUCAUCCGCGAGGGACAGUUCACCGUAGCCAGCAAGUUCGUCCAAGAAGCCGGCGACCUCGACAUCCCACCCGAGCUACAGGACGAGUUCGUUGAGAUGUACCAGAUCCUCAAGGCGAUGAAGGAACAACGGGAUCUGGAUCCAGCCAUAGCGUGGGCUAGGCAGAAGGCUCGGCAGCUGGAACAGCGCGGUUCGAACCUGGAGUUUGAUCUGUGCAAGUUACAGUUUGUGGCGAUGUUCGUUAACGGUAUGGAUGGGAGGAAACAUGCGAUGGAGUAUGCUAGGAGGGAGUUUGGGAGAUUCCAAGAUAAGCAUCUCAAGGAGGUGCAGAUGCUGAUGACUGCCUUCCUGUACACCGAUAAUUUGCAGCAGUCGCCAUAUGGAAGGCCGUUUCUGGAGCCAGAGAAGACAUGGGAAGAUGUGGCACAUUCCUUCACCAAGGAGUUUUGUUCGCUUUUGGGAUUGUCGGCGCAGUCGCCGUUGUAUCUUGCGGCUACAGCCGGUGCAAUUGCUCUUCCGACGCUGCUCAAGAUGACGAGCAUCAUGAAGGAGAAGAAAACCGAGUGGACCUCGCAGAACGAGCUGCCUGUCGAGAUCCCUUUGCCUCCCUCAUACCAUUUCCAUUCCAUCUUCGUCUGUCCUGUUUCCAAGGACCAGACAACGGAGGAAAACCCUCCAAUGAUGCUUCCUUGUGGCCACGUCAUUGCACUGGAGUCGUUGCAGCGAUUGGCAAGGAGCGGGAGCGCUCCAUCGUUGAAGUGCCCGUAUUGUCCAAAGGAGAGCACGCUGGCUCAGGCCAAGCAGGUCAUAAUCUGAGGCGCUGCUCUUCAACGCACAUGUGUAUUUCACUGCUGUUUUCUUACUUUUCUUCUUCAGGUGUUUGGGACAAAUCAAACGGGAUGGGCUAUGGUGUAUUGGGUUUCUUUCUUUUUGUAUCGCCGCUGGUCAGGGCUUCCAGUGUCUAUAGUAUCUUACCUCUCGAUUCAAUUCAGUU
Tricharina praecox is the source of this 1511-nucleotide messenger RNA. RefSeq names its product CTLH/CRA C-terminal to lish motif domain-containing protein. Gene Ontology annotation, cellular component: nucleus; GID complex; cytoplasm. The transcript has 4 exons. Lineage: Eukaryota; Fungi; Ascomycota; Pezizomycetes; Pezizales; Pyronemataceae. The record is from RefSeq and is a predicted model, not a curated record. Gene Ontology annotation, molecular function: ubiquitin protein ligase activity; protein binding. Bases 179 to 1333 code for a protein of 384 amino acids. Gene Ontology annotation, biological process: proteasome-mediated ubiquitin-dependent protein catabolic process.